CAUUGACGUGUUUUUCACAUCGAAAAGCAAUCGUUUUCUUGCAUUGUCCGAGCUCGCCGUUUUUAUGGAGUUUAGUAAUGAUUUUUAAUUGAUACUUGUUAAGUGUUGUAUUUAACAUUGUAAGGAUACAAAAAUUACGCUAAGAUGACUACCUACGAGGAGUUCAUCCAGCAGAAUGAGGAUCGGGAUGGUAUCCGAUUCACUUGGAAUGUUUGGCCUUCCAGUCGACUGGAUGCUAGCCGAAUGGUCGUUCCGUUAGGGUGUCUCUAUCAGCCACUGAAGGAACGUCCAGAUUUACCUCCGAUUAUGUACGAUCCGGUCGUCUGUACCAGAACCACAUGCAGAGCAAUUUUAAACCCGAUGUGUCAAGUAGACUACCGGGCCAAGUUAUGGGUUUGUAAUUUUUGCUUCCAGCGAAAUCCGUUCCCUCCACAGUAUGCCGCUAUUUCCGAACAACAUCAACCAGCGGAAUUGAUAGCGGGUUUCAGUACGAUUGAAUAUACAAUUACCAGGGCGCCUUGCUUGCCGCCUGUAUUUCUGUUUGUUGUAGAUACCUGUAUGGACGAAGAAGAGCUAACGGCAUUGAAGGAUUCUCUGCAAAUGUCCCUUAGCUUAUUGCCGGCCAACGCGCUAGUAGGAUUAAUAACGUUUGGAAAAAUGGUUCAAGUUCAUGAGCUCGGAACAGACGGUUGCUCGAAAAGCUACGUAUUUCGUGGCACGAAAGAUCUGAGUGCAAAACAAAUUCAGGAUAUGUUGGGAAUAGGAAGAGGAUCGGGACCCAAUCAACCACAGCAGCAGCAACAACAAAUGCGAGUACCGGCGGGGCCAAUUCCACCAGCAAAUCGUUUUCUGCAGCCGCUACAUAAAUGCGACAUGGCUCUAACCGAUCUACUGGGUGAAUUGCAGAGAGAUCCUUGGCCAGUUCCUCAAGGAAAGCGUUUUCUCCGAUCCACUGGAGCGGCUCUUUCAAUCGCGGUAGGUUUACUGGAGUGCACAUACCCAAACACCGGUGCUCGCAUCAUGAUGUUCCUCGGAGGUCCGUGCUCCCAAGGUCCCGGUCAAGUGGUGGACGAUGAACUGAAACAUCCCAUCCGAUCCCAUCACGACAUCCAGAAGGACAACGCCAAAUACAUGAAAAAAGCUAUUAAACAUUACGAAAGUCUGGCACUGAGGACAGCUACGAAUGGACACUGCAUUGAUAUUUACUCUUGUGCGUUGGAUCAAACCGGUUUGAUGGAGAUGAAACAGUGUUGUAAUUCGACUGGAGGCCACAUGGUCAUGGGAGAUUCUUUCAAUUCGUCGUUGUUUAAGCAAACAUAUCAGCGUGUUUUUGCGGUGGAUCAAAAGGGCGAUUUAAAGAUGGCGUUCAAUGGAACACUCGAAAUCAAAUGCUCCCGCGAAUUGAAGAUUGAAGGUGGCAUCGGAUCGUGUGUUUCGCUGAAUGUGAAAAAUGCCGCUGUAGCAGAUUCAGAAAUUGGAAUGGGUGGCACCGCUCAGUGGAAACUGUGCACCAUGUCCCCGAAUAGUACAAUGGCCUUUUUCUUUGAAGUGGCCAAUCAGCAUGCGGCUCCGAUUCCUCAAGGUGGACGCGGUUGUUUGCAAUUUAUCGUCCAAUAUCAGCAUUCAAGUGGACAGCGACGAAUCCGUGUUACAACAGUGGCUCGUAGCUGGGCUGAUGCUACCGCUAAUUUGCACAUGAUAAGCGCUGGUUUCGAUCAGGAAGCCGCUGCUGUGCUAAUGUCUCGAAUGGUUGUGUACCGAGCGGAAUCGGACGACGGUCCCGACACGCUUCGCUGGGUUGAUCGACAGCUUAUCCGCCUGUGUCAGAAAUUCGGCGAGUACAGCAAAGAUGAUCCGAACAGUUUUCGUCUGGCGGAAAACUUCUCUCUAUUUCCUCAGUUCAUGUACCAUCUGCGCCGUUCACAAUUCUUGCAGGUAUUCAACAAUUCACCGGAUGAAACUACUUUCUAUCGACAUAUGCUCAUGAGGGAAGAUCUCACCCAAUCACUUAUUAUGAUCCAACCCAUUUUGUACUCGUACUCGUUCAAUGGUCCACCGGAGCCGGUUUUACUGGACACAUCAUCUAUUCAGCCGGAUCGUAUCCUGCUGAUGGACACCUUUUUCCAAAUUCUCAUCUUCCACGGUGAAACGAUCGCCCAAUGGCGUAACCUCAAGUACCAGGAUAUGCCCGAGUACGAGAACUUCAAGCAACUUCUGCAGGCACCGGUAGAUGACGCUCAGGAAAUUCUGCAAACUCGAUUCCCAAUGCCACGGUACAUCGACACGGAACAGGGUGGUUCCCAGGCCCGGUUUCUGCUGUCCAAAGUCAAUCCCUCGCAGACGCAUAACAACAUGUACGCUUACGGACAGAUGUCGGCACCAACAGCGGAUGGAGGAGCAUCGGUUCUUACCGACGAUGUAUCCUUGCAGGUUUUCAUGGAGCAUCUGAAAAAAUUGGCUGUUUCGUCCACCACUUAGAUGGAACACUUCCAGGAGAAAAGUUACGCCUCAAUUCAGCAUUGCAUCUGUUUACUAUCGAAAGUUCAAUAGCUUAUUGAUAUGUCGUCACAUCAGUAUUUCACUUUGUGUGUAUGUUCGGUAUUCAAUUGGAAUUAUUGAUAUCGCCACUACAUGAAAUGACUCACUGGAACAGGAGUAACGACUUUGAGUGAUGAUACUUCCCAUUAAAUUUUGGAUUAAUGACUGCAUCAACAUAAAUUUGACAAAUGGCGUUAUUGAACAUAUUUAUUAAAAAAUAAAUCCGUUAUCUAACAGAAAAAA
This is a messenger RNA of Malaya genurostris, 2781 nucleotides long. It is a transcript of the gene Sec23, whose product is annotated as protein transport protein Sec23A. Gene Ontology annotation, molecular function: zinc ion binding; GTPase activator activity. Gene Ontology annotation, cellular component: COPII vesicle coat; endoplasmic reticulum exit site. The coding region runs from base 145 to 2478 and encodes 777 amino acids. Gene Ontology annotation, biological process: COPII-coated vesicle budding; COPII-coated vesicle cargo loading; intracellular protein transport. NCBI's taxonomy places the organism in Eukaryota, Metazoa, Arthropoda, Insecta, Diptera, Culicidae. The record is from RefSeq and is a predicted model, not a curated record. The transcript has 4 exons.